Molecule: messenger RNA, 3450 nt
Organism: Lepus europaeus (European hare)
Lineage: Eukaryota; Metazoa; Chordata; Mammalia; Lagomorpha; Leporidae
Gene: CAPN7
Product: calpain 7
Exons: 21
Coding region: 1-2442 (813 amino acids)
Biological process (GO): proteolysis
Molecular function (GO): calcium-dependent cysteine-type endopeptidase activity
Source: RefSeq, a predicted model, not a curated record
AUGGACGCGGCGGCGCUGGAGCGGGACGCGGUGCAGUUCGCGCGGCGGGCGGUGCGGAGCGACCACGAGGGCCGCUACUCGGAGGCGGUGUUUUACUACAAGGAAGCUGCUCAGGCCUUAAUUUAUGCUGAGAUGGCAGGAUCAAGCCUGGAACAUAUUCAAGAAAAAAUAAAUGAGUAUCUGGAAAGAGUCCAAGCUCUCCACUCAGCAGUUCAGUCGAAGAGUGCUGAUCCUUUGAAAUCAAAGCAUCAGUUGGACUUAGAGCGUGCUCAUUUUCUUGUUACACAAGCUUUUGAUGAAGAUGAGAAAGGGAAUGUGGAAGAUGCUAUAGAAUUGUAUACAGAAGCUGUGGAUCUCUGUCUGAAAACUUCUUAUGAAACUGCUGAUAAAACCCUGCAAAAUAAACUGAAACAGUUGGCUCGACAGGCCCUAGAUAGAGCUGAAGCAUUGAGUGAGCCUUUGACAAAGCCACUUUGCAAAGUCAAGUCAACAAAUAUUAAACCAAAGCCACCUCCAGUGAGAACACAUUUCCCACUAGGAUCUAACCCCUUCCUUGAAAAGCCUCAGGCAUUUAUAAGUCCACAGUCUUGUGACGCACAAGGACAGAGAUACACCGCAGAGGAAAUAGAAGUGCUGAGGACAACAUCAAAAAUAAAUGGUAUAGAAUAUGUUCCUUUCAUGAGUGUUGACCUGAGGGAACGUUUUGCUUAUCCAAUGCCUUUCUGUGAUAGAUGGGGCAAGCUACCAUUAUCCCCUAAACAAAAGGCUACAUUUUCCAAAUGGGUACGACCAGAAGACCUCACCAACAACCCUACAAUGAUUUAUACUGUGUCGAGUUUCAGCAUAAAGCAGACAAUAGUAUCGGAUUGUUCCUUUGUGGCAUCACUAGCUAUCAGUGCUGCUUAUGAAAGACGGUUUAAUAAGAAGUUGAUUACCAGCAUAAUUUACCCUCAGAAUAAGGAUGGUGAACCAGAGUACAAUCCAUGUGGGAAGUAUAUGGUGAAACUUCACCUCAAUGGUGUCCCAAGAAAGGUGAUAAUUGAUGACCAGUUACCUGUUGAUCAUAAGGGAGAAUUGCUCUGUUCUUACUCCAACAACAAAAGUGAAUUAUGGGUUUCUCUCAUAGAAAAAGCAUACAUGAAAGUCAUGGGAGGAUAUGAUUUCCCAGGAUCCAACUCAAAUAUUGAUCUUCAUGCACUGACUGGGUGGAUACCAGAAAGGAUUGCUAUGCAUUCAGAUAGCCAAACGUUCAGCAAGGAUAAUUCCUUCCGAAUGCUUUAUCAAAGGUUUCACAAAGGGGAUGUCCUCAUCACCGCGUCCACUGGGAUGAUGACGGAAGCUGAAGGAGAGAAGUGGGGUCUUGUCCCCACUCAUGCCUAUGCUGUUUUGGACGUUCGAGAGUUCAAGGGGCUGCGAUUUAUCCAGUUGAAAAACCCUUGGAGCCAUUUACGUUGGAAAGGAAGAUACAGUGAAAAUGAUGUGAAAAACUGGACUCCAGAGUUGCAAAAGUAUUUAAACUUUGAUCCCCGAACAGCACAGAAAAUAGAUAAUGGAAUAUUUUGGAUUUCCUGGGAUGAUCUCUGCCAGUACUAUGACGUGAUUUAUUUGAGCUGGAAUCCAGGUCUUUUUAAAGAAUCUACAUGUAUUCACAGUACUUGGGAUGCUAAGCAAGGACCUGUGAAAGAUGCCUAUAGCCUGGCCAACAACCCCCAGUACAAACUGGAGGUGCAGUGUCCACAAGGGGGCGCUGCAGUUUGGGUUUUGCUUAGUAGACACAUAACAGACAAGGAUGAUUUUGCAAAUAACCGAGAAUUUAUCACAAUGGUUGUAUACAAGACUGAUGGGAAAAAAGUUUAUUACCCAGCCGACCCCCCUCCCUACAUUGAUGGGAUACGGAUUAACAGCCCCCAUUAUCUGACGAAGAUAAAGCUGACCACGCCUGGGGCCCACACCUUCACCUUGGUGGUUUCUCAGUAUGAAAAACAGAACACGAUCCAUUACACUGUUCGGGUGUAUUCUGCGUGCAGCUUCACUUUUUCAAAGAUUCCUUCACCAUACACCUUAUCUAAACGGAUUAAUGGGAAGUGGAGUGGUCAGAGUGCUGGAGGAUGUGGGAAUUUUCAAGAGACUCACAAAAAUAACCCCAUCUACCAAUUCCACGUGGAAAAGCCUGGGCCGUUACUGAUUGAGCUAAGAGGACCAAGGCAAUAUAGCGUUGGAUUUGAGGUUGUAGCAGUUUCUUGGGUGGGAGAUCCUGGCCCUCACGGCUUCCAGAGGAAAUCCAGCGGAGACUACAGGUGUGGAUUCUGCUACCUCGAAUUGGAAAAUACACCUGCUGGGAUCUUCAACAUCAUCCCUAGCACGUUUCUGCCUAAACAAGAAGGCCCUUUCUUCUUGGACUUUAAUAGCACUGUCCCCAUCAAGACAACGCAGCUGCAGUGACGGGGACCCCUGCAGCCUUAGCGCUUUGUUUCCCCGGCUUUGGCUCCGGCACCGCAGAGGAAAGACGCAGAUCUUCAGGCUGAGAAACGACCAUCGUGCAGCUCUAGACAGCACGUCACAGUGGGACCUGGUGCUUGUCAGCGUUGGGUAAGAGAUGUAUAUAGUCAGAAUUUCCUGAAUCAUCUAGAAACACUGUGUACAUGGCUGUGUGUGCAGAGUUGGCUUGUACGUAGGGGCCAUCCUGUAUCAGACAGUGCAUAGGAUUAAAAACUAGACUCGUUCAUCACUGUGACAGGCCUUUGCUAAGAGGACAGGGCAGGAGACCAGACGAGGAAGCAGAGGGGCAGAGACUGAGUGGAAUGGCGGCCUGGAACGUUAUCAUGUCCUCCUUUUACCGAGCAUGCUGUAAGCUAAACCUGCUUGUUUUGGCUCCGCUGUACAUCUUGUACGACCAAUUACCAAAUCAUGUCACUGUAACUGACUUUAAUUGUGCAUUAUUUAGGACUUAAUGUUUCUUGUUGCCCAGAUGUUAGGAAAGAGGAAAGCUUUAAGAAGUAUUGACUAGCUUAGCAUGAAGACGCUCAUGUUAAGAAUGCAGGCUGUGGACCCUAGACCCCUACAUCACAUGGAACUGUGUGGCAAGGACCGAGGUGUGUUCAGUGUUGUUGGAAGUAGUGAGCUGACACACUGAAGACACAGUUCAGUGUGGACCGACUCAUAAAACUGCUCUGUAGUUUAGUGCUCAGCACUUUGAAGAAGAAAAUGGAGAAUUUAAUGUAUGGUGAUUGGGUUAGAGCGCAUUCGGGAAAAUAAUUCGCCAUGAAGUCUAGUGUUGUGUAGACUGGCCAGUCAUUUAUAUAAAACCCCAUCAGAACCGGACACCCAUGAUUUUAAAGAUCUGAAAUUAACUAAAGGGUGGAAUUUUUCAUUGUCUCUACUUUAUAAUUAUCAAAACUUUUUAUUUUGUAUUUUUACUGCCUUUAAUUGAAAUAAAAUGUUUAUACUUAA